Salvelinus sp. IW2-2015 is the source of this 9527-nucleotide messenger RNA. The record is from RefSeq and is a predicted model, not a curated record. Lineage: Eukaryota; Metazoa; Chordata; Actinopteri; Salmoniformes; Salmonidae.
CUGCGAGGUAGCAGCAACAAUAUGACGACAACCCCAGUUUCUCCCGAAUCUUUUCGACAUCUGCAGCCGAGCAACACCUUUCUGGGUUCCUUGUAAUGCUUAUAAAAGCUGGUUUCAGUGGAUGGUACAAUACUUAAAGACCAAGUAGCUACAGGAUGACAACAUGGCUGCACCCCUUAUGGCACCACCAGGACCUGACAGCUUUAAAUAUUUUACCGCGGAAACAUUGGCUAACAUCGAGCUCCGGAUCAACGAGGAGAAGAACAAACCGCCGCCAAAACAGGACAGCAGUCACCGUGACGACGACGAUGACAACAAACCCAAGCCCAAUGGCGACCUGGAGGCUGGGCGGAAUCUGCCCUUCAUCUAUGGCGACAUCCCUCCUGGAAUGGUGGCAACACCACUGGAGGAUCUGGACCCUUUCUACCAGGCUCAGAAAACAUUCAUAGUGCUAAAUAGAGGGAAGACAAUCUUCCGCUUUAGUGCCAACCCUGCCUUGUACAUCAUAAAUCCUUUAAAUAUUUUCAGGCGAAUAGCUAUUAAAAUUUUGAUACAUUCUCUUUUCAGCAUGAUCAUUAUGUGUACUAUUUUGACCAACUGUAUAUUCAUGACCUUUAGUGAUCCUCCUGAGUGGUCCAAGCAAGUAGAGUACACAUUCACAGGGAUUUAUACAUUUGAAUGUCUUGUAAAAGUCGUCGCUCGAGGAUUCUGUAUAGAUGGGUUUACGUUCCUAAGGGAUCCCUGGAACUGGCUGGAUUUCAUGGUCAUUUCUAUGGCAUAUAUAACAGAGUUUGUGGACCUGGGCAAUGUCUCUGCGUUGAGAACAUUCAGAGUUCUCCGAGCAUUGAAAACUAUCUCUGUCAUACCAGGCCUGAAGACCAUUGUCGGUGCUCUAAUCCAAUCGGUGAAGAAAUUGUCAGAUGUUAUGAUCCUCACGGUCUUCUGUCUCGGUGUCUUCGCUCUGAUUGGACUACAGCUCUUCAUGGGCAACCUACGACAAAAAUGCGUGAUUUGGCCAAUCAACUCCACCGAGAACUUCUUGGCCAACGGCAGCAUAGGCUUCGACUGGGAUGAAUACAUCAAUAACGACAAAAAUUUCUACUUCCUGCCGAGACAAUUGGAUGCCCUUUUAUGUGGCAACAGUUCAGAUUCUGGCCGCUGCCCUGAAGGCUUCACAUGCAUGAAAGCUGGCAGGAAUCCAAAUUACGGUUACACCAGCUUUGACAGCUUUGGAUGGGCUUUCCUGACUCUCUUCAGACUCAUGACACAGGACUUCUGGGAGAACCUCUACAUGCUGACCCUGCGGGCAGCAGGGAAGACCUACAUGAUCUUCUUUGUGCUGGUGAUCUUCGUGGGGUCCUUCUACCUGGUCAAUCUGAUCCUGGCUGUGGUGGCCAUGGCCUAUGAGGAGCAGAACCAGGCCACCAUGGAGGAGGCUGAGCAGAAAGAGGCAGAGUUCAAAGCCAUGCUGGAGCAGAUCAAGAACCAGCAGGAGGCUGCACAGGCCAACGCCAUGGCGACGACGGCAGGCACGGUGUCGGAGGACGUAGGGGAUGAUGACGGCGGGGGGACCCUGUCCUGUAGCUCGUCAGAGAUGUCCAAGCUCAGUUCCAAGAGCGCCAAGGAGCGGCGCAACCGCAAGAAGAAGUGGCGCCAGAAAGAGCAGUCGCAGCGGGAGGAGAAGGGGGACUGCGAGAAGUUUGUCAAGUCCGAGUCGGAUGACGGCAGUAAGAAGAGCCGCUUCCGUUUCCCUGACAACCGGCUAGGCCGCAAGUCUUCCAUCAUGAACCAGUCCCUUCUCAGUAUCCCCGGCUCACCGUUUCUGUCGAGGCACAACAGCAAGAGCAGCAUCUUCAGCUUCAAGGCCGUGGGCUCGGAGAACGAGUUCGCCGACGACGAGCACAGCAUGGUGGAGGAGUGCGAGGAGAGGCUGGGCCCCCGGUUCAGCCCGUACCGGCGGUGCAGCUACACCGGCUACCACCACGGUGGUGGGAAGAGGAACUCCACGGUGGACUGCAACGGCGUGGUGUCUCUGAUCAGUCCGGGGACCGGCGGACGGCUUCUGCCUGAGGUGAAAAUAGAUAAGGCAUCUGGUGACGACAGUCCCACUACUGAGGUUGAGGUGAAGAAGAAGCUGUCUGGUUCCCUGAUGGUGUCUAUGGACCAGCUCAAUACCUCCUUCGGAAGGAAAGAGCGGACCAACAGUGUCAUGAGCGUCAUCACCAACACACUAGACUGUCAGUUGAAAGGCGAACAGAGCAAUAAAGAGGGAAAAUUGGAGCUGAAAGAACUGGAGGAGUCUCAGCGUAGUUGUCCACCGUGGUGGUAUAAGUUCUCCAACAUGGUCCUCAUCUGGGAGUGUUGUCCCAUCUGGUUGAAGAUCAAGGAGAUCGUCAACCUGAUCGUCAUGGACCCCUUCGUGGACCUGGCCAUCACCGUCUGCAUCGUCCUCAACACCCUGUUCAUGGCCAUGGAGCACUAUCCCAUGACCCCACACUUUGAGGAGGUGCUGUUCGUGGGAAACUUGGUGUUCACAGGGAUCUUUGCUGUGGAGAUGUUUGCCAAGUUGGUUGCCAUGGAUCCCUACUACUACUUCCAGGAGGGGUGGAACUGCUUCGACGGCUUCAUUGUGACCCUGUCCUUAGUGGAGCUGGCAUUGGCUGACGUGGAGGGGCUGUCUGUGCUCAGAUCAUUCCGAUUGCUGAGAGUGUUUAAACUGGCCAAGUCGUGGCCCACACUCAACAUGCUGAUCAAGAUCAUCGGUAACUCUGUGGGCGCCCUGGGAAACCUGACCCUUGUCUUAGCUCUCAUCGUCUUCAUCUUUGCCGUGGUCGGCAUGCAGCUGUUCGGCAAGAACUACAAGGACUGUGUGUGUAAGAUCGCCCUGGACUGUACGCUGCCCCGCUGGCACAUGCAUGACUUCUUCCACUCGUUCCUGAUGGUGUUCCGGGUGCUGUGUGGGGAGUGGAUCGAGACCAUGUGGGAYUGUAUGGAGGUGGCUGGCCAGGGCAUGUGUCUCAUCGUCUUCAUGAUGGUCAUGGUCAUCGGGAACUUGGUGGUGUUGAACCUUUUCCUUGCCUUGCUGCUGUCCUCGUUCAGCGCAGACAACUUAGCCGCAACAGAUGACGACGGAGAGAUGAACAACCUUCAGAUCUCCGUCAUCCGCAUCAAGAAGGGCGUCGCCUGGUUCAAGAUCAAGCUGGCAGAGUUGGUGCUCAGCUUGACCAAGAAGCCGCCGGUGGAGGAUGAACAGAAAACCUUAGACGACAUGUAUGACAAGAAGCUGAACUGUAUCGCCAACCACAGUGGUGUGGAUAUCAACCGCGACCUGGACUACACCAAGAAUGGUAACGGCACCACUAGUGGUAUAGGGAGCAGCUUCGGGAGGUACUUGAUCGACGAGGACCACAUGUCGUUCAUCCACAACCCUAACCUGACCGUGUGCGUUCCUAUCGCGGUCGGAGAGUCCGACUUUGAGAACCUCAACACCGAGGACUUCAGCAGCGAGUCGGAGAACGAGAACAGCAAAGAGCUGGAUGACACCAGCUCAUCAGAGGGCAGCACCAUAGACAUCAAGCCUGAUGUGGAGGUGGAGGCGGUGGUGGUGGAGGCUGUGGAAGAGUACCUAGACCCAGAAAACUGUUGGACACCUGACUGUAUUAUCAAGUAUCCUUGCUGCGAUGUGCCCAUCACUCAUGGGUGGGGAAAAUAUUGGUGGUUCCUGAGAAAGACAUGCUAUCUUAUUGUGGAACAUGACUGGUUCGAAACCGUCAUUAUCUUUAUGAUCCUACUCAGUAGUGGGGCCCUGAGAAUUUUCUCACUACUUCUAACAGUUUGGAACCUCUUUUGCUUCUCUGUUUGUGUGUAGGUGUCUAUAAUCAGUCUGGUAGCUAAUGCACUGGGCUACUCGGAUCUAGGUCCUAUUAAAUCACUAAGGACACUAAGGGCCUUGAGACCCCUCAGAGCCUUGUCACGUUUUGAAGGGAUGAGGGUGGUAGUCAACGCCCUAGUGGGAGCCAUCCCCUCCAUUAUGAAUGUGUUGCUGGUUUGCCUCAUCUUUUGGCUGAUUUUCAGUAUCAUGGGAGUCAACUUGUUUGCGGGCAAGUAUUACUACUGUUUCAACCAGACAGCAGAGGAGUACUUUGAGGCCAGCGAGGUCAACAACAAGACACAGUGCCUGGCCCUCAUUGAACAGAACUUCACUGAGGUCAGGUGGAAGAAUGUCAAGAUCAACUUUGACAAUGUUGGCGCCGGAUACCUGGCUCUGCUCAAGGUUAAUCGGAUCUCUUUGUCGCCAAAGGCGACAUUCAAAGGCUGGAUGGACAUCAUGUACGCAGCCAUAGACUCCAGAAGGSUGGAGGACCAGCCCAUCUAUGAAGACAACCUCUACAUGUACAUCUACUUCGUCAUCUUCAUCAUCUUCGGAUCCUUCUUCACCCUCAACCUCUUCAUCGGUGUCAUCAUUGACAACUUCAACCAACAGAAGAAAAAGUUUGGAGGUCAGGACAUCUUCAUGACAGAGGAACAGAAGAAGUACUACAACGCCAUGAAGAAACUGGGUUCAAAGAAGCCCCAGAAACCCAUUCCCAGACCACAGAACUAUAUCCAAGGGUUGGUGUUUGACUUUGUGACCCAGCAAGUGUUCGACAUCUCCAUUAUGAUGUUGAUCUGCCUCAACAUGGUCACCAUGAUGGUGGAGACAGACGACCAGUCGGAUGAGACGGAGAACAUCCUCUAUUGGGUCAACUUCAUCUUCAUCGUGGCGUUCACCAUCGAGUUCGUACUGAAACUCUUCGCCCUGCGCCACUACUACUUCACCAAUGGCUGGAACGUGUUCGACACGGUCGUAGUCGUCCUGUCCAUCGCGGGCAUGUUCCUGGCUGACAUCAUUGAGAAGUACUUCGUAUCGCCGACCCUCUUCAGGGUCAUCCGAUUGGCUCGAAUCGGCCGCAUCCUGCGUCUGAUCAAAGGGGCCAAGGGCAUAAGGACUUUACUCUUUGCCUUGAUGAUGUCACUUCCUGCCCUGUUCAACAUCGGCCUCCUGCUCUUCCUGGUGAUGUUCAUCUUCAGCAUCUUCGGAAUGUCCAACUUCGGCUACGUCAAACACGGGGCCGGGAUAGACGACAUGUAUAACUUUGAGACCUUCGGGAACAGCAUGAUCUGCUUAUUCAUGAUCACCACRUCUGCAGGCUGGGAUGGUCUCUUGCUCCCCAUCCUCAACUACCCUCCUGACUGUGACCCAACCAUGGAGAACCCAGGUGCACCGUCUACAGGCAACUGYGGCAACCCCUCAGUUGGCAUAUUUUUCUUUGUCAUGUAUAUCAUUAUUUCCUUCCUUGUCGUAGUCAAUAUGUACAUCGCCAUCAUCUUAGAGAAUUUCAGUGUAGCAACAGAAGAGAGCGCCGACCCGCUCAGUGAAGACGACUUUGAGACCUUCUAUGAAAUUUGGGAGAAAUUUGACCCCGCCGCUUCCCAGUUCAUCACCUUCSMAAAACUGGGUGACUUYGCMGACACCCURGAGCACCCUYUCCGCGUUCCCAAACCCAACACCAUCGAGCUGAUCGCCAUGGACAUGCCCAUGGUCAGCGGCGACCGCAUCCACUGCCUGGACAUCCUGUUUGCCUUCACCAAACGCGUGCUGGGCGACAGCGGCGAGCUGGACAUGCUACGCACGCAGAUGGAGGAGCGCUUCGUGCAGGCCAACCCCUCCAAGGUGUCGUACGAGCCCAUCACCACGACACUGCGCCGGCGCCAGGAGGACAUAUCCGCACGCUGCAUCCAGAAAGCCUACCGUGCUCACCUCCUCAAACGGGGCUUCAUCUGCAAGCGCAGGCCCAAGACCAAGCUGGAGAACGGAGGGACCAACAACCAGGAGAAGAAAGAGAGCACAGCCUCCACCGCAUCUCUCCCCUCCUACGACAGCGUGACCAAACCUGACAAGGAGAAACAGGAGGAGAACGAGGGAGAGAGGAAAGAGAAGGACAGAAAUCAAAAAGAUGAGCGGGAAUCUAAAUUUUAGUCAGGCUUCAGUCACUGUCAUUAUUACAAUACUACACACAGCCAGAAGGAACUCUGAGCCCAACAAACAGACAAAUGUAUAAAAAAUAUAAUUUGCAAGUUUGCAAGCAAAUUCUUUUACGAAAACUACAAUUUCAUUUUUUACAGACUUCAAUUUAACACAAAAUGAAGGAUCGAGAUUCGGCAUUGGAUAGUUAGGGUCAGUUGAAGCAAAACACAGAUGGCGGUGUACAUGUUGCCCACGAUAAGAAUUUAGUUAGGACACCAUUAUUAUCACGAAAGGAUUUUACUGCCUGAUAAUACAUUUCUUCUUUAUUUCUUGGAAAUAAUGUGAGGAAGAACCACGAUAAUAUAAAUAAUUAUCAAUAAUAACUCAAUAAUAGUGUGCCAGCCAUUGACAUUCUAUAUAUUAAUAUAUAUGUUCAGGAUCAUCGAAAAGAAGGGAGAAACCUCUGCAAACAAGAUGGAGGGAGAUUUAUUGGAGCAAAGAGUCUCUGACUGCCAGUACCCUGUGUGGACGAGCCCCUGCUGCGAAAUGUCCACCACUAUGGGAGCACCUCAGGAGAGGAACGGGUCGGAACCUAUGUUACAGAACCUUCUAGAACUGUUCUACUACGCAGUCUGACAUGGUCUCUGUAACAUCCACUUCCUGCACUGUCGUUCUUAUCAAGUUUUAAAUACGAAGAAUGAACGUUUAGAGAAAGAAAGAAAACAGAACAGCCGACAAAGUUUUUACUUUGUCAGUUUGUGCUGAAAAUACUUAUAUCUUUACAUUAUUUGAGCAGCAAAAAAAAAGAGAAAAAAUAACAUUUAGCCCAUGUCACACUAGUCUCUUUUCAUCUUCUCUCGCUUUGUUAURCUAACAUUAUGAAAAAUACAUUUUCUACAUGGGCUUUCAUACUGUCACACUGGGUAGGGGGCACAAGUCAGUGUUUAGACUUGGGCUGAAGAAGGGUGGGGACUCGCUCUGACCGACUGAGUCUCAGAUAAAUUAUUGUGCUCGUUCAAUGCAUAGAUAUGACUUGCAUGAAGGCAUGUUUUGAUCAGGAAGCAUGCAUGAUGUAAUCAUAGUCCACAAGACACUAAUUAUCUUACUACUCUAAUGGCUUGACCAUACGUUUGAGGCAGUCCACUGGAAAAAUGUUUAUGAGAAAUAUAACUGGAAAAUGAUUGAUAUAUAUAUGACACAUAUAUGUCUAUAUAUACAAUAUUGACGGAAUAAAGUGGUGUGACCUACCGUUCACUAUAAUGUUGCUUUUCAACUGCCAGACCGAUCUUUUUAUGACGUCCAUUGGGAUUUUAAGUGAGGAUGUAGUUUCACCCUCAGAGGCAAACCUCUAUUCUGGCACAUUUAAGAAAAACACAAACUAUAUCUUUUUUUUCUUUUUCUGAGAGGGACAAGCAUAGUUGCUGCUGAGUUCUAUCAGGAAUAUAUCUUCAGAAUGAGAAUGAGGAUGCAGAGAUUUAGAAGACACUUUUCAGACCAUUCUAAAGAAACCUAAUCUGGGACUUAUUAAGAGACCUUGGUUUUUGCAUCAAAUGUUUACUACCCUUACCUUUGUUGCUACGGUUACCACCCUUACCUGUGGUCUCCAACCAACUCCCUCUUGUUGUUGUUGUGGCAGUACGAACAGGCAAUGUUUGAUGCCAUAUCCUGUAUAUCCAUAUCCUGUAUAUCCAUAUCCUGUAUAUCCAUAUCCUGUAUAUCCAUAUCCUUCACAGAUCAAUGUCAGUUAAAAUUCUAAAAUUCUCCUCCAAUGCUUUGUCUGUCUGCAGACAGGGAAGAGCGAGACUUGUAUCAGUAGGACUGUAGGGGGAGGAUGAUGGGAGAUGUUGAAACAGCUGAUAUACUGAUGCUUCCAUAGAUCCUUUCUUCUGGUUUUUAUUUGAUUCACUUCUGUCCUCUGUCACUCAGUCAGUUCCCUGUUAGACUAUCGUUCACUGUGACCCAGUGGCACAUCGAUAGCCUUUUCUAGACACUUUGAGUUGCCAGCUCUGAAGUUUGUAGAUGUCCUCUGAUGCAAUGCAAUCCUUCUCAGAAGAAAGUUUGAAUUUCAAGCAGUGUGAAUGUAUGUGGCAUAGUAGUUCGUAUCCCAGAGAAAAAUCUGCCGAUUUUGCUCCUGUAAGUCUCUCUGGAUAAAACCGUCUGCUAAAUGACUAAAAUGUAAAUGUAAAAUGUAGUUCAUCUAUAAAGCAGCAUAGAGACAUAAAAGUGACAUAGAAGUCUGAGUGUACAUAGAGGGGACCAUGGAGGGUACAUAGAGCAGCAGGACAUGCUCAGCCACUCCUGGCAUGAUGUACUAAAGGACUGAAAGACGGUCGGCCAUCGAAGGCUUAAGGGUUGUACUGUGGAGAAUAGAAAUAUAUCUGAUUGGAUAGACUUAUUCAGGGAGGUGGGGGAUGGUAUAACAAAGGACCAAAGGAGAGACUUAACAGAACCUCUCCUGGACCCUCCACAGUUUCUAGCCUGACUGCCAUGAAUGAAAAUGAUCAGAGAAAGUCAAGAUGGCAUCCGGAGCAGCAGGGAAAAUAGUGCUUAUGUCUUCAGCAGGAGUGARUGCUGAAAGUCCCAUGUUUGUCAGUAUAUCAUUGCGCUUUGUGGGACCUCUUCAACACUGUGUAUAGUGUGUGGAUGUUGGACCCAGGCUUGCAUCAUCAUGUCAUGUGCUAGCAGUCUAUUAUUUGAUUGGUCACCUAGCUGUCUGUUUGAUAAAUUAAGAAUCUGCCUGGGGAUGUAAGAAGGUCAAAGUGACGUGACCCGUCCAACCGUCGUUUCUCACAGAUCUUCUCUGUCUCUGCAGAAUAAAAUUCAAUUAGACUUUUAGCAGAUAGGCCUCGUAUGAUCAACUCGUAUCAAGUCAUGAUUCAUGAUUCACAGUAGAAUCGGGCCUUUAAGAAAAUGUAAGGCAGCUUUGAAGCUACUCAAAUGAAACGAGAGCGAGCGCUAGGCUAGGCCGGGCCAAAGAGAUGAUUUAGAUCCCUGUGAGUGACAGGCAGGUGAGACAAGUCGAGACAUAACAAUAACAGUUCCUCUUAAAGGUAUUUGCAGUUUUUUUUCUACACAGGAGUGAUGUAAUGGUCGUUCAUCUAUACAAACAAACGGAUGCCUGGUCAGACAACAACAUAGUAUCUAGGGACGCACCAUUGAAGCCAUCAUGGUGUGUUGAACACUGCCUGUACCCGUACCUGAUAUCCCCAUGUUUGUCUAUUAUUACUAUCUAGAGGUCUGUUUACAAUAUGAAGACAUGUCUACAGAUAACGUCCGUCUGUUUGACUGCUGCACACUUUAAACCAAAUACAUUCCCGAUUUGAUCGAUCAAUGACGUUACAACCAUAAGAGCAAACAAUGCCAUCCAGUUUCAGCCCGUGCUCAUUUUGGAUGUCAUGUUUUAGAUGAAUGAUGUAUUGAUCAAUGAAUUUACUUGGAGAAAUAAAAUGAACAAAAAUAAGAAAUAUACAUGUAUGUGCUGUGCAGGCUAUGAUGACACAAUCACUGGAAAAKAAUGAAC